AUGAUGUUACCGCAAGGCUCUGGGGCCAUAGGUAAAGAAAAUUUCUUUGAUGUGCCUUCAGGGUCAAUGAUUCCAUCCACUCAUUCCUAUGUUCAACACACGGGCACAAACUCCCUUUUUUUUCCUAGUCCGAUGAUAAACUUUUCUACGCAUCCUUACCAAGUUAAUAGUCUGCUUCCACAUCCGGCACAUCCAACUCUACAACCACACCAUAUCGCAAAUGAUCAGCUCCAACAGCAAACUCAGCAGCCACAACGGCAGCAACAAGUUUAUCCGACAGAACAGUCUUUGUCUACAAGUAUGAACGGACCGAAUGCAUUUCAUUCUUACGAAAUACGUUCUCCUGCUACAGCCGUCGAACCUCAUUACACUCUCCCACAUGAUGCUGCUACAGCUGGAGACUCUUCACAAAGGAUCAGUCAUGUUCUCCAAUGUUAUCAGCAGGGUGGCGAAGAUGCCGACUACGUUCGGAAGGCUAUCGAAAGUUUGGUGAAGAAGCUGAAAGAUAAAAGAACAGAAUUAGAUUCAUUAAUAACAGCUAUAACCUCUAAUGGAAAGCAGGCCACAGGUUGUGUCACUAUCCAGCGGAGUCUUGAUGGAAGACUGCAGGUUGCCGGCAGAAAAGGAGUACCUCAUGUAGUUUAUGCCCGAAUAUGGAGAUGGCCGAACGUCAGCAAGAAUGAGUUAGUAAAGUUAAGCAUUUGCACAACUACUCAAGAACAUCAAGAUUGUAUCUGUAUAAACCCUUAUCACUACGAGCAGGUUGUUUCAAACUCAAUAUCUCCCAUGGGAGGUAUGCAAUCAACGAACAGUUAUUAUUCUAAAAAUACAGGUGGCUAUCCGAACCCGAAAACACUCAAUCCUCCCCCUGCACAACACCCUAUCAUCCAGGAUGUCCCGCAACAUUAUCAGUCGGCACAGGCUUCAGUAGAAAUGGAAGCUGAAAACGAAGAAGACUACUCAGGCAUGCAAGACAGCCGUCCAUCUGAAAGUGGUUAUCCGCUCAAUUGGGAUUCUUCGUGUUCGUCUUCCCAAGCAGUACUGCCAGAUUGUAUGGAUGUUAUGAUGGCAGAUAACAGACCUGAUUUCAACAAAUUCCCGUACGAUACAGCCCAUAACGACGAAAUGCUACAAGACGAUAGGACCAUCCCAGCAGCGAUUACUUCUGCACCUCUCGAACAUUGGUGCACAAUCAAAUAUUAUGAAUUGGACACCCAAGUUGGAGAAAGUGUAAAAGUGAGGACAGAGAAACAGGAAUACACUAUAGACGGAGGGAUGGAUCCCCAUACCGAAAUAAACAGUAGAUUCUGUGUCGGAGCGUGGCCAAAUGUACAUCGAACGGAAAAAAGUGACAACGUUAGGAUGAAUAUUAGAGCUGGUGUUAAGCUUCGCACCAACUCAGAGGGACAGAUCUUCAUGGAGUUCCAUUCUACUAAGCCCGUCUUCCUCAGGAGCGGGUACUUGGAUUAUUGUUCCAAAGUUCCUUAUGACUCCAAAGCUCAUCGAUUUACACAUGAGGAUAAACCUACCAUGGUAUUUGAUUUGAAAUGGGCCUACAAGGAGAUGAUUUCCCGCAUUCACAAUGCUGAGCGUGUCUUGCGCGCGCAAGCCGCCGCUGUAGCAGGAGUGGUUACUAAUCAGAAAGUCGAAGGAGACUUCCCCAGUGCGAUGGUUCAUUCCAGUGUUGAUGGAAUGCGUCGUUCAUUCUGUACUUUCGAGUUCUCUUUCGUGAAAGGUUGGGGCGUAGGAUACAACAAAGCAACCAUAAAGGAUACGCCAUGUUGGAUCGAAGUUCAACUUCAUCGUUCUCUCCAAAUACUUGACUAUGUUUUGAAGAAAUCUCGAUCGAUAUGA
Messenger RNA from Auanema sp. JU1783, 1854 nucleotides. NCBI's taxonomy places the organism in Eukaryota, Metazoa, Nematoda, Chromadorea, Rhabditida, Rhabditidae. The record is from the annotation of a GenBank genome assembly.